Triplophysa rosa is the source of this 1281-nucleotide messenger RNA. RefSeq names its product hyaluronidase-5-like. Gene Ontology annotation, cellular component: acrosomal vesicle. Gene Ontology annotation, molecular function: hyalurononglucosaminidase activity. The record is from RefSeq and is a predicted model, not a curated record. The transcript has 3 exons. Lineage: Eukaryota; Metazoa; Chordata; Actinopteri; Cypriniformes; Nemacheilidae. The coding region runs from base 1 to 1281 and encodes 426 amino acids. Gene Ontology annotation, biological process: hyaluronan catabolic process; carbohydrate metabolic process.
AUGAUUUCCAUCAUAUUCGGCCAUAUUUGCACAUCAUCGUCUCUUCUGCCAACCACAGUUCCUCUCUUCAACGAAAGACCUUUUGUGCUCUUAUGGAACGCACCCAUUUCCAAAUGCCAACAGUUAAAAGUCCCUCUCGAUUUAUCACUGUUCCAAGCAGUCACCACACCUGCAAGAGUAAGAAAUCAGUCCCUGACCCUGUUCUACAAAAACCGCAUCGGGCUUUUUCCCUAUAUAGACCUUCAGCCCUCUAAAGAGUAUAAUGGUGGCAUACCUCAAAGAGGCAAUUUGUCGGCUAGCCUAGACAAAGCUAAAGAAGAAUUCACCCAGUACAUUUCCGAUUCAUCUUCUGGCCUCGCUGUCAUGGACUGGGAGGAGUGGCUUCCGAUGUAUGACCGAAAUUUUGACAUAAAAGAGAUCUACAAGGACCUGUCCAUCAACUACACCCUCAAGCAUAACAGUUCUCUCAACACUCAACAGGCCGGCAGCAAAGCAAAACAACAAUUCCAGGAGGCGGCCAGGGGUUAUAUGGAGGAAACUCUAACGUUGGGGGUUGCGCUUAGACCUCAGUACCUGUGGGGCUACUACUUGUUUCCAGAUUGCUAUAACUAUGACUUUGAGGAUGAAAACUAUACAGGUGUUUGUUCGGAGCACACAAAACAAUUGAACAACGAACUUUUCUGGCUGUGGGAGACCAGUACGGCCCUAUACCCUUCAGCAUACCUGCCGACCUCUACGAGUGGAAGCAAAAAAGCUGCACUGUUUGUCCGGCACCAAGUACAAGAGGCAGUGAGAGUGGCAGGAUUGUCAAAACAUCCUUACGCUGCACCUGUUUAUGUCUACCUGCGCCCUCUUUUACGGGACCAGAGGGAGCUUUACAUGAAUGAGAUUGACCUGGUCAGCAGUAUAGGUGAGAGUGCAGCUCUGGGGGCCGCUGGAUCAGUGCUGUGGGGGGCGAGUGCUGAUUUUACUAACAAGGCCUCAUGUGAAGCCUUAUCUGCAUACCUGUCUGAUACAUUAAAUCCCUACAUAGCGAACGUUACCACCGCGGCUCAUUUCUGCAGCAAAGGUCUCUGUCAUGGCAACGGACGCUGUGUCCGCAAAAACUCUGACUCGGAUGACUACCUUCACCUCAGUCCAGAAAGACACCAAAUCAGAAGGAAUGCUGGGAAAUAUAUGGUUAUGGGAACACCAUCACUGGAUGACCUCACUUACUGGGCAGACAAGUUCACUUGUCAGUGCUAUGAAGACAGGAAGUGCUCUGUUAAAAUCACACCGUAG